This is a messenger RNA of Microstroma glucosiphilum, 2101 nucleotides long. RefSeq lists its product as hypothetical. Gene Ontology annotation, molecular function: acyltransferase activity, acyl groups converted into alkyl on transfer. Gene Ontology annotation, biological process: tricarboxylic acid cycle. Bases 414 to 2060 code for a protein of 548 amino acids. NCBI's taxonomy places the organism in Eukaryota, Fungi, Basidiomycota, Exobasidiomycetes, Microstromatales, Microstromataceae. The transcript has 3 exons. The record is from RefSeq and is a predicted model, not a curated record.
AGAAGGAGGAGGAGGCCGCUGCUGCCAAGAAGUAAAGAGAUGGUAUCGACUCCAUCUUUUGCCUCUCUUCGCUGCUUGUUCGUGUCUCUUCUGGCGCUCUUUCCGCUCGCGUACGAGCAGCUACUACGAUGCGAUGACCAAAGGAAAGGGGCUGCUUCGGAUGUGCUGAGCGGUCUUGGAAGAUUGGGCAUCGACGAACACAUCGCUUCUGCUCGUCUUCUUUCCCAAUUUUCCCUUUUCUUGUACUCAUACUGUCCCUUCUUCGACCUCCGUGGCCGUUGAUCCUUCAUUCAGCACACUCUACCACACAUUCUCAAAGCCACCAGUGUAACCGAUCUGACAAUCUGAGCCCUGUCAUCUGAGCUUCACACGCGAAUGGUGUGCGCCAUUCGAGAUGGGGCGGACGGCCGUCAAUGCCGCCAGUGCCGGUCCGGUGCACUGACACUCUCACACGCUGCGUCCCCUUUCCGUGUUGGACCAACGUUACCCCUACCAUACCACUUGUUCCCAAUUCCAAUUCCCCUUCGGCCAUCAUGGGCAUGUCCACCACUGCUGCUACCGCUCCUCGUCAGACCAUCACCGUCAUUGACAAUCGUACAGGCAAGUCCUACGAAUUCCCCAUCACCCGGAAUUCCGUCAAGGCAGUUGAUUUCAAGAAGGUCUCGUCCCAGCGCAGGCCCACCUUUGGCGCUGAGCAUGCCGACAGGGAAGAGGAUGAGACCGAGGGAGGACUCAGGGUGCACGACCCAGGAUUUAUGAAUACGACUGUUAUCGAAUCUCGUAUCACAUACAUCAAUGGUACAGACGGAGUGCUGAGGUACAGGGGUUACCCCAUCGAGCAGCUGGCAGAGUCUAGCAACCACCUCGAAUCGUCCUACCUGCUCAUCUAUGGCCAGCUGCCCACCAAGGAGCAGUACCGACUGUGGGAGGAUGAGAUCCUCCACCACUCCUAUGUCCAUGAGGACAUGACUCAGCUCAUCCGCGCUCACCGGUACGACUCGCAUCCCAUGCUCAUUCUCUCCAGUGGCUUUGCCUCGCUCGGGGCUUUUGCGCCCGAGGCCAACCCUUCGCUUCAGGGUCAGAAGCUGUACACAAAGGGAGACGCUUCGCUGGCCAUCAUGGACAAGCAAAUCUACCGCAUCAUGGGGAAGGCUAUCACGCUAGCCGCCAUGAGCUACCGUGUGCGACAGGGAAGGCCUUUCAAUCGACCACCGGUGGGCUUGUCUUACGCUGGGACGUUCCUGUACCUGCUUGAUACGCUGAACGAGCGGGAGUACCGCCCCAAUCCAGUCUUUGAGAAGGCGCUCGACGUACUCUUCCUCCUCCACGCCGACCACGAGUUGAACGCCUCGUGCGCUACUGGCCUGCAAGUAGGAUCCACUCUUGCCGACCCCUACUCGGUAGUGUCUGCCGCCUGUGCAGCUCUUAGUGGUCCCCUACAUGGGGGAGCCAACCAGAGCGUGGUAGAGAUGCUGGGCCGCAUCGGCUCCCCUGAUAAGGUGCCCGAAUUCCUAGAAAAAGUCAAACGCAAGGAGGAGGUCCUCUCCGGAUUCGGCCACAGAGUGUACAAGACCACUGACCCACGAUCAAAGGUCAUUCGCAAGAUCGCAGACGACGUCUUCAAGAUUACCGGUCGCAGUCCGCUCCUUGACACGGCGCUGGCCCUCAAUGAUGCGGCGAACAAGGACGACUACUUCGUCUCCCGCAAGCUCGGUGCCAAUGUGGACUAUUGGUCCGGCCUGAUUUACACGCAGAUCGGCUUCCCCACGGACAUGUUCACAGUCAUCUUUGCCGUCGCCCGCGUUGCCGGCUGGCUAGCCCACUGGCGUCAGAUGAUGCUCCAGCAAAAGGUCACCAUCUGGCGUCCCCGACAAAUCUACGUUGGAGAGGGCGAGAGGGACUACGUGUCCAUUGAAAAGAGGGCUUCGGCGGCGGAAGGAGAAGGGGAGAGGAGCAAUGCGCCCGUGCCGGUGCACCAUGGUGGUGAUUCGAGGAGAAGGGCGCUUGCCAGCUAUGUCGAUGAGAAGGGAAGACAGUUCGUAGGAGGCAGUAAAUUAUGAGCUAGCAGCUGUCGUAGACGAAGAAGGAUAUCGAAAAUGCG